AUGGCAGGAAUUCCUGCUUUAUCUAGUCUCAAUGCCCCUCUAGCAAGCCUUGGUAACUCCGAUUGUGAGGGUAUGAGCGCUCAAUUCAACAUAAUAAUUCCUGUUUCCCGAGUUAAUGACAAAGCAGCUUUCAGGAAAAUUCCGCCAGACUUUGUCAAGAAAUUCGAUAAAGAUGUACCUCAGACAUUCAUACUUGAGGGUCCCCAGGGAAGAUCUUGGCUGAUUUUAGUCGUCAAAGUUGGAGAAUGUUUCUAUUUUCAGGAGGGUUGGCAAAAUUUUGUGGAAGAUAACUCCUUGGAGAAUGACGAUUUUCUAACUUUCUGCUACAGUGGUUGUUCAACAUUUUACGUUGAAAUAUUUGGCAAACACGGCUGUAGAAAGAAAGUUGCUUGCACAACUUGGAAAGACAAUGCAAUGCAUAGGAAUGACAAUGCCGUGGAACAGCUCCAUGGCAAAUCGAACAAUAGUCCUAAGCAAAUGGGAAGAUCAUUACGUUCCGGGACAAGGGGUUCAUGUUCAGAGAUUAGUCAAGCUGGCAAAGUGCAGGACAACUCGAGACACAAUUCUGAUCUUUUUAAAGUUCAACUGACAAAAACUUAUGCUAACAAAUAUGUGAAGUUUCCACGAGAUUUUGAAAAUGUUGAAAACCAUUGGAGGAAUGGAAAAAGCGCUUUCUUGCGGGUUCAGGGAAGAGAAUGGAAGGUGAACAUAGCCGAAAGUGGGAAAUAUUUUUUUCUUUCUACAGGUUGGUCCACUUUUGCGAAAGAGAAUUCUCUGAAAGAAGGAGAUGAGUGCAAUUUUGAGCUGAUAGAUAACAACGCGACACAGCUUCUGUGCCCUUUCUUGGGAUUAAUAGCAAUGUAUUGGCCUUUUGCAUUCUGUAUUUUAAGUUCUCCAGAAGGAAAUGUGGCAUCCUUAGUUAAAAGCUACAAGUCAGGAGAUUGUGUUGUGGUUAUCAGAAUUGGUAAAGAUGGUGUUUCAUAUGGCAUUUGUGGCUACCUUUAG
Messenger RNA from Coffea arabica (coffee), 1005 nucleotides. The record is from RefSeq and is a predicted model, not a curated record. Lineage: Eukaryota; Viridiplantae; Streptophyta; Magnoliopsida; Gentianales; Rubiaceae.